Planococcus citri (citrus mealybug) is the source of this 1267-nucleotide messenger RNA. Its product is annotated as voltage-dependent anion-selective channel-like. The coding region runs from base 166 to 1056 and encodes 296 amino acids. Gene Ontology annotation, biological process: monoatomic anion transmembrane transport. Gene Ontology annotation, molecular function: voltage-gated monoatomic anion channel activity. The record is from RefSeq and is a predicted model, not a curated record. The transcript is spliced from 6 exons. NCBI's taxonomy places the organism in Eukaryota, Metazoa, Arthropoda, Insecta, Hemiptera, Pseudococcidae. Gene Ontology annotation, cellular component: mitochondrial outer membrane.
CAACUGGUUUCCGCAUUCUGACUUUCUCAUUAUCGUGAUAGUCGUGUGCUGUGUGAGUUAUUUGCGAAUUGUGAUACCCAAAGUCCUAAACUCCCAACUCGUCGUCGUCGAUUGCGAUCUUCAUCCGUUGACCAUAAUUGCGCGUUACCUUGUUCUAGAAUCAACAUGACAUCAAACGUUUCGCCGCCGCCAUUCUACGACGAUUUGGGCAAAAGCGUUGAAGAUCUGUUCAGCAAAGGAUACAAUUUUGAUACAGUGAAAUUAGACGUGAAAACCACAGCUCCCACCGGUACCAAAUAUAACCACAGCGUAACUUCUCAUAUCGAUUCCGGCAAAUUUCUUGGAACUGCACAGGCUACGACUAGGUUCGAAAAAUACGGUAUCAAUAAUACCAUGAGAUGGAAUACAAGUAAUAUAAUGGGAACUGAAUUAUCGUGGGAUUAUUUGAAAAAUGCUAAAAUCUCCCUCGAAAGUACUUACCCCGUUCGGAAUCCUAUCAAUAGAUUUUGGAAUCUAAAAACAGAAUAUAGAAACAAUCGUCUAGCACUCCGCACUGAUGUUGAUUGUAAAACCGCAACUAUUUCGGCUUCUGGAGUUUUUCGAAUACAAGACGGUUGGUUCGUCGGUUUACUGUCAAAAUUCGAUACGAAAGGUUCCAAUACACUGAAGAGUACCAAAUUAGCUCUCGGAUACCAUUCUAAAGAAUUCGCUGUUCACGGCAUUAUAAGCGAUGAAGAGUUCUUCAACUGUCACCUGUACCAUCAAGUGAAUCCUUCGCUGGAAACUGGUGUUGAAAUUUCAAGCCCGAAGGAAAACAUUGAUCCUAAAUUUGGAAUCUGUUGUAAGUACGAUUGGGAUCGUGAUACUGCUGUUCGAGCUAAAGUGGAUAAUUCUAGUCAAAUUGGUCUCAGUUUCACCCACAAAAUUAAGGAUGGUAUUACCAUCACGUUAUCGGCUUUGAUCAAUGGCAAAAAUUUCAAUCAAGGUGGACAUAAAAUCGGUUUGGGUAUUGAAUUCGAGCCAUAUUGCUCACACGCGUCGUUGAGUACCAGUUAAAUAACAUUCUACUUUGUAAAGGAAAACGUUGCUAUUCCAGUUUACAGGAUUGUACAGCAGUGCAUAUUUUUUACUAGGCCUGCAUAUUAUAUUUACGUAAAGUUUCCAAUAUUAUUUUAUAUCUACUUUUUGUACACAAUGUUUGCUUACGUUCAAGUUAUUUUAAAAAGUAAACGAUUUAUUAAACAAAAUAUAUAAGUUGUGUAUUUUA